AUGGCGGCACCAAGCACGUUGCCAGCUCUGCUGGACUCAUUGACGCAGUCUUUAACGACAUCGCUCGACGCAGCGCCCAUAUCCUCGAUUUCGCCUCCCGAGAACGGAAUCUCUCUGCUCGACACCAAGAACGAACUCCUUCUCUCGUACCUGCAAAACCUCGUGUUCCUGAUUCUUCUCAAGUUGCGCAACGCCAAGAAACAGUCCAGCGAGGACCAAGGCGCCAGCGAUACCACAGAGACCGUCGUCAGGAAGCUCGUGGAGCUCAGACUAUACCUGGAGAAGGGUGUGCGCCCCCUCGAGGACAAGUUGCGAUACCAGAUUGAGAAGAUUCUUCGCGCCGCCGACGAUGCCGAACGGAACGCCCACGCAGUCAAGGCAGCCAAGGAUGCUGGAUCCGACGACUCUGCGUCCGACGACGACGACGAAUCAGACGGAGAAGAAGAAGAGGAAGAGGAGCUCAAAGCAGCUCAUCUCCAGGCGCGACCCGAUGCCUUUGUGCGCCCGGCUACGGCAUCCACUGCCAUUGCCACUGCUCAAAAGGACGGCGUGUACAGACCCCCGAGGAUCGCGCCGACAGUCAUGCCGUCGGAGCGCCGCGAGAAGACGGACCGCCGGCCGCUCAAGUCAGCGACGAUGGACGAGUUCAUCGAGCACGAGAUGUCGACGGCGCCGAUCGCGGAGCCCAGCAUCGGCACGACCAUUGUCAACGGCGGACGCAGGAUGAAGACGGCGGCGGACCGCAAGACGGAAGACGAGCGUCGCGAGUACGAAGAGACCAACUUUGUUCGUCUGCCCACGCAGAGCAAGAAGGCCAAGGCGCAGGAGGCCGCCAAGACGGGCCGCGGCGGGCGCAUGCAGUUCGGCGGGGAGGAGUGGAGGGACUUGGGCGAAGGCGUCGACCGCAUCAACAGGCUCACCUCGCGCAAGAGCGGCGGCGGCACGCGCGACCUGCUCGACAAGAGCCGGAAGCGCGGCAGGGAGACGACGGACGGGCCGAGGGGCAGCGGGCAGAUGGAGAUGGGCGAGCGAUUCCAGAAGAAGGCCAAGAUGCUGGAGGCGGGCCGACGCGACAGAGGCAAGCGAUAG
Colletotrichum higginsianum IMI 349063 is the source of this 1089-nucleotide messenger RNA. Its product is annotated as Sas10/Utp3/C1D family protein. The record is from RefSeq and is a predicted model, not a curated record. Gene Ontology annotation, cellular component: small-subunit processome; nucleolus. Bases 1 to 1089 code for a protein of 362 amino acids. Gene Ontology annotation, biological process: maturation of SSU-rRNA from tricistronic rRNA transcript (SSU-rRNA, 5.8S rRNA, LSU-rRNA). The transcript has a single exon. Lineage: Eukaryota; Fungi; Ascomycota; Sordariomycetes; Glomerellales; Glomerellaceae.